AUGGCAAGCGAAGCAUUAGCGUUGAACCAUGCUCUGGUCGGAAUGAACAUCCUUUACAUUCACACGGCUACAACCUUAUGGCCUGAUCGUGCUGUGGGUGGUGAAUUCUUCCAAACUGUGGACGACCACGCCCGUCGCUGGCUCACUGGCCUUGCUCACAUUGGAGAACAAGGAAAUCCUCACAGCACAAUAGAUUGGGAUACCACAGCAGGAAGUGCAAGAGUUUUCGACAAGUCGACUUGGCAGGUUCCGGAGAGUUGGGUUACGGACAGCGUUAUUUACAUGGCGUCCAUUAAACUUCAUCUAGAGUUCGAUGAGACGCCUAUUCAUGCGUGUUUGUGGACGCACUUGGAAUGGCAUGACAACCUUCGCAUUGUCUCGUCCAAGAAAUCGAUCACAGCAAGAUCUGAGCACGUUGUCCUUCUCGCCAAGUGGAACAACGGGUUUAGAACUCGGGUUCAGAAGAACUCGGUGAAGAAGCGUUGCUGA
Aspergillus niger is the source of this 489-nucleotide messenger RNA. RefSeq lists its product as hypothetical. The record is from RefSeq and is a predicted model, not a curated record. NCBI's taxonomy places the organism in Eukaryota, Fungi, Ascomycota, Eurotiomycetes, Eurotiales, Aspergillaceae. Bases 1 to 489 code for a protein of 162 amino acids. The transcript has 5 exons.